AUGCUUCUGAUCUCCUCUCAUGCCUAUCAUGCCUUUGAUUUUUUUUUUUUUGUAACUCCUCUGUUUCCACUCCCUUCCCUCCCUCAGCGCCGUCGCUCCUCCUCCACGCAGCCCUCGGAGCGCACUCUCGCAGAAACCCUAGCGGGCAUCAACGCGCCUCCCCCAGAUGCGACCUCCACCCGCGGCAGCACCAAUACUCGAGGCAGUACCGCACCGCCUGCAGCUGUCCCCACUAUUCCCAAUGUGGGCGUCGCAACAGCUGCUGCUCCUUCAUCGUUCUUUGCUGCCAGCUUUGGGUCAGGAGGGGGACAGCAGCAGCAGGGUGCAGCGGCUGUCACUCCAGAGAGGCACAGCAGUGGUUCUUCUGCUCUGGACUUCUUCUCUCAGCUCAGUGGUAUCACAAGCUCUGUCCUUUCUGGCACCACCUCUUCGUCUUCUUCUGCACAUCCGUCCGGCGCCACUCACGCCAACGACCCUGCUGCUGCUGGCAUGAGCGCUUUCACUGGCAAUUUCGCAGGAAGUUUCCCUGGGAGCCAGCCUUACGCCUCCCACGACGGGCAGUUCGGGCAGUUUGUAAAACCGGAGCCAGCGAAUCCGGUGGUGCAGGAAAUUUUGCAGUCACUGCCUGACUUGUCGUUCAUGCUGGCUGAUCACCUGGUGGUGCCCGGGAGGGAUCCUGGAGGGUUGAGGGAGUUUAAUAGCCGGCCGAAGGUUUCUGCUGCAUCGAUCAUUGCAUCGUGCGUUCCCCGUCGGGCAAUAACACACGCUGCAGCUGCACUGGCAGCAGGAGGAACAGGGGCAGAUGCAGGAGCAGCAGCAGCACCAGCAGCAGCUCUUGUUGAUUCUUCUGCAAGUGGAACUGUAGAGAUUCAAAGCACAGCACCUGCAAGUGCAGCAGCUACAAACGCAGCAGCUACAAUGGAAGCGGAAGAAAGUGGGAAGCAGCAGAUGCCCACAGCUGGAUUUGAUUCCUUGGAAGAUUCUGCUGGGGUGGGUCAUGCAGCAAUCACAGCACCUGCUGUAAACAUGGCAUCAACAGCUCCUGCUGGUGUUGGUUCUGCAACUGCUGUGAGUGACCCUGGGAUGGCUCCACCUGUGGCAGAGACUUCUGUGUCUUCCGUGAUCGCGGGAAUGUCGAUGGGGGGCUUCAUGGAUGAUGCAGAGGAGGAUAAUGACGAUUGGGGCGACUUUGAGUCGUGA
Molecule: messenger RNA, 1200 nt
Organism: Closterium sp. NIES-65
Lineage: Eukaryota; Viridiplantae; Streptophyta; Zygnematophyceae; Desmidiales; Closteriaceae
Source: the annotation of a GenBank genome assembly